This is a messenger RNA of Penicillium argentinense, 819 nucleotides long. RefSeq lists its product as uncharacterized. The coding region runs from base 1 to 819 and encodes 272 amino acids. The transcript is spliced from 2 exons. The record is from RefSeq and is a predicted model, not a curated record. Lineage: Eukaryota; Fungi; Ascomycota; Eurotiomycetes; Eurotiales; Aspergillaceae. Gene Ontology annotation, molecular function: actin filament binding. Gene Ontology annotation, cellular component: catalytic step 2 spliceosome; nucleolus; striated muscle dense body.
AUGGUCAAGCCCCUCGUGUUCAAGGGUGACAAGCCCAAGACCAAGAAGCGCAAGCAGCGUGACCCGGACGUCGGAACGUCUGCCAAAACCCGCAAGACCGAUGCCCCCCAGGCCGAAGAGGACGACAACCCCGAGGACCAGAGCUGGGUUUCCGCCGACACAGCAAGCGACAUCUCCGGCCCGGUCAUCCUUGUUCUGCCCUCCGAUGAGCCGAGCUGCAUUGCCAGCGAUGCAAACGGAAAAGUCUUUGCGAGCAUCCUGGAGAAUAUGGUGGAGGGGGACCCGGGGACUGCGGAGCCGCACGAUGUGCGGCAGGUGUGGGUUGCAACGCGCGUGGCAGGGACAGAGUCGUUUAGUUUCAAGGGACAUCAUGGGAAGUACUUGAGUUGCGACAACCACGGUCUGUUCACCGCGACUGCGUCCGCCGUUUCUCCCUUCGAAUCCUUCCUCGCCAUUCCCUCGGCUGAAAUCACAGGCACAUUCGCCAUCCAAGUGCGUGGCGGAGACUCGGAGUCCUUUCUCAGCGUCAAGGAAAGCGCAAAGGCAAGCAGCGGCGUCGAGAUCCGAGGCGACGCGACCACAAUCUCCUUCGAAACGACCGUGCGCAUUCGGAUGCAGGCGCGGUUCAAGCCACGCCUCCGCGCGAACAAGGAAUCCAAGGCCUACGAGAAGAUUAGUCGGAAAGAGCUGGAGGCUCUUGUGGGGCGGAAAUUGGAGGAUGAUGAGGUCAAGCGAUUGCGGCGGGCGCGGAGAGAGGGCAAUUUCCACGAAGAGAUGCUGGACGUCAAGGUCAAAGGAAAGCACGACAAGUUUGCUUGA